AUGUCAAAUCGCAUUAAAAGCUUUUUCAAUAAAGAAGCCUUUGAUUUUUCAAAAGGUUACGUCGACCCCUUUCAGUUUCACAAAACUUGCUUCAUUUUACUGAAAGCGUUUCAAGUAUUCGACGAACCAAUACCAAAAUGGACAUACUUUUUUAGGUAUUUAUUGAAAUCCGUUAUUCUAUUUUGUGGUCUUAGUGCAUUAUCGAUCCUUGCAAUGGGAUUGUACCACGGAAUAGACGAACUGGAUAUAGUUUACUUAACUGAGUCUGGGACUUACUUUCUUAUCAUGAUCUACAAACUAUUAAUACUUUGGAGUACUAGAACGGACCUCCCGGAGUACCACAAGUUCCUAGAGAUUCUUAGAGAGGAUUUUCUAUUGGUAUGCUGUGGUGACUCAACAUACAGGAAGAAUUUUUUUAGAAAGCAACUUGAAACGUGGAAAUAUUGUUUGUAUUUUAUGAUAUUUAUAGGCAGUAUUGGUAUUUCAAUGAUGUUUAUCUCAAUUCUUCAACUCAUUCUAUGGUAUUCAACUGACCUUGCCACGGAACAAAGCAAACGACCAUUGAUUUUCCCGUUUUGGGCCUUCAAAACUGACUUCGGUAAAACUCCAAUAUAUGAAAUAAGUUUUGUAUAUGCCAAUGUUUGCGUUAGUGCUUACAUACUUAAUUAUUUAUUUAUGAUGAAAACUCAGAUAUUGUGGGUAAGAGAGAUAGCAACGAAAGCUGACAUGGUUAUUUGGAGUGUUGAAGAUCUAUUGAAAGGAGUUCAUCCCGCAACUAAGCAGAAUGAGAGAUAUUUUUCAGCUUUAAUUAAAUAUCGGAUGAGAAAGAUUGUUCAAAUGCAUCAAUCUAUGCUUGACCUAUUGAGAUAUUAUGCGAAAGUCUACACAAAAUUUUUAAUGUUUGAACAAAAAGUUUGCGCACCUGUGGUGUGUUUGAGUGCCUACUGUAUCACUAAGAGAUUAGAAGAGGGAGAGUUUAAUAUUGUACUGGCUUUGCUAUGCGCAGCAACAAUUAUAUCGGUAUUUGUACCAAGCUAUUUGUGUAGUUUUCUAGCAUUGAAGGUGAGUUCAAUUUGUUUCGCGUGCUGGAACACGCCAUUUUGGAAUGCAAAUCCGAUAAUCCGACCGUACUUAGUACUCAUUAUGCAAAGGUCUCUGAGACCAUUGCCCAUUAAAACCCCUGGAUUUGAAGAAGUGUCACUCCAAACAUUUUCAAAUAAAAUGGCUUCGGCGUAUUCAUUCUAUAAUAUGUUGAGGCAGGCUAACAUUUAAUAUAAUAUUAUAACAUGUAAAAAAUUGUUUUUUCUUGGAUGAUAUUGAAUAUUAAUUAUUUGUUUUUUCUUUU
Leptidea sinapis is the source of this 1345-nucleotide messenger RNA. RefSeq lists its product as uncharacterized. The record is from RefSeq and is a predicted model, not a curated record. Gene Ontology annotation, biological process: sensory perception of smell; detection of chemical stimulus involved in sensory perception of smell. Gene Ontology annotation, cellular component: plasma membrane. Gene Ontology annotation, molecular function: odorant binding; olfactory receptor activity. NCBI's taxonomy places the organism in Eukaryota, Metazoa, Arthropoda, Insecta, Lepidoptera, Pieridae. The coding region runs from base 1 to 1272 and encodes 423 amino acids. The transcript is spliced from 8 exons.